Molecule: messenger RNA, 1557 nt
Organism: Haliaeetus leucocephalus (bald eagle)
Lineage: Eukaryota; Metazoa; Chordata; Aves; Accipitriformes; Accipitridae
Gene: NR2F6
Product: nuclear receptor subfamily 2, group F, member 6
Exons: 5
Coding region: 1-1557 (518 amino acids)
Biological process (GO): negative regulation of transcription by RNA polymerase II; cell differentiation; anatomical structure development
Molecular function (GO): zinc ion binding; nuclear receptor activity; RNA polymerase II cis-regulatory region sequence-specific DNA binding
Source: RefSeq, a predicted model, not a curated record
AUGCCGACGGCUUGGCCGCGGGCCAGGUGUGGGGAAUGGUUUUCCCAUCCUCCCGCGGUGGCCCCCGCAGCCCCCAACAGCAUCGCACCAUAUUGUGCCGCGGCAGCCAAACUGGGCUGCAGUGGGACCGGGACUUGGUCCCCGUCCCCAAGGGCAGCGCUCGGCGGUGAACGUGCCCGGGGGGCUUCCCGUUGCCGCACCUCGCGGCUUCGAGGUCACUCGCUGGGGGGAACGGGCCAAGGACCGCAGCCGUGCCGUACCGGCAGCCCCCGGCACGCCGUGGCCCUGCACGUGGGGCUCCCGGUGCCGCCCGACCCCGGGGCCAGCGAAGGGCUCUGGGUAGCCCAAAGGGCAGCGGGUGGGCCACCUCCAGCCAACCACCUCGGUCGCCCAAACCACCGGCUCCUGCCAAACCGCAUCGCCCUCCCCUACCCGGCAACCUCACCGGGACCGUGCCCGGUUCCGCCACAACCGGAGGCGGCGUCCCCGGCGGGCGGCGGCAGCGACGCGGAACACGGCGAGGAGGAACGGGCCGGUGCCCCGGUGGACUGCGUGGUGUGCGGGGACAAGUCCAGCGGGAAACACUACGGGGUCUUCACCUGCGAGGGCUGCAAGAGCUUCUUCAAGCGCAGCAUCCGCAGGAACCUCAGCUACACCUGCAGGUCCAACCGCGACUGCCAGAUCGACCAGCACCACCGCAACCAAUGCCAGUACUGCCGCCUGAAGAAGUGUUUCCGUGUGGGGAUGAGGAAGGAAGCCGUGCAGCGGGGCCGGAUCCCCCCCACCCAUUCCAGCACCAGUCCCAACACCAUGCCCAGCGGGGAAUACUUCAACGGGCAGCCGGUGUCGGAGCUCAUCUCACAGCUGCUGCGGGCUGAGCCGUACCCCGCCGCCCGCUACGGCUCGCAGUACGCGCAGCAGGGCAGCGUCAUGGGCAUCGACAACAUCUGCGAGCUGGCCGCCCGCCUCCUCUUCAGCACAGUGGAAUGGGCCCGGAACAUCCCGUUUUUCCCUGAGCUGCCUGUCUCCGACCAAGUAGCCCUGCUACGGCUCAGCUGGAGCGAGCUCUUCGUCCUCAACGCGGCACAGUCGGCGUUGCCGCUGCACAUGGCCCCGCUGCUGGCCGCCGCCGGCUUCCACGCCUCCCCCAUGUCGGCCGACCGCGUCGUCUCCUUCAUGGACCAGAUCCGCAUCUUUCAGGAUCAGGUGGAGAAGCUCAACCGGCUCCAGGUGGACUCGGCCGAGUACAGCUGCCUCAAAGCCAUCGCGCUCUUCACGCCGGACGCCUGCGGCCUCUCGGACCCGGCGCACGUGGAGAGCUUGCAGGAGAAGGCGCAGGUGGCCCUCACCGAGUACGUGCGCUCGCAGUACCCCUCGCAGCCCCAGCGCUUCGGCCGGCUCCUGCUGCGGCUGCCGGCUCUGCGAGCCGUGCCGGCCGCCCUCAUCUCCCAGCUCUUCUUCAUGAGGCUGGUGGGGAAGACGCCCAUCGAAACACUAAUCAGGGACAUGCUGCUGUCCGGGAGCACCUUCAACUGGCCCUACGGGACGGGGCAGUAG